UGCAUAAAUUUAAUAUUUUUACCAAUAUGUAUGAAUAACAUAGUUGUGACGUAAUCUUUAGUUUAUUAUCAUGGCUAUCGUGCUUUUUCAUUGACAUGCGCACAGAGUUCAGUUUGCGUUGUAAACGUUGUAAAUAAACGAUACGCAAUGGGAUAAUUGAAGUAACAAAAUGUGAGAACGAUAUAAUUGUUUAAAACAAUGGAAAACGAUCGACACGCGAUCGUUUAUGUUGCAAAUGAGGAAAAGGAAUUAACUUAUCCAAUUACUUAUGGACAAACAAUUGAAGAUCUUUGUAUCAAGAUCUGUAAAUAUUUAGGCAUAGGUCCAGUGGCCAAGCAUCUUUUUGCCCUUAGAAAUCAUCACACAAAACUAUGGUAUUCGCUGGCUCAUCGUUUAGAAGCAAAAGAUAAAAACAAGUUUGAUUUUAGACUAAGAUUUAAACCAUCAAGCUUAUAUAGAUUAAAACAAAUUGAUGCAAAUGCUUAUGAUUACUACUUUCAACAAGCACGUUCAGAUGUUAUGGAUAAUAAGGUACCAGAUAUUGUUUAUGAGAGACAUAAACAAGAACUAAUUGGUCUUGGUGUUAGUGAUAUGUACAGAGUGAUGUUAGAAAAGAAAGUACCAAGAGAAACAGUAGAAUCUGAAUACAGAAAAUAUAUUCCUAAAGAAUGUAUAAAGCGCCAUGCAUUUUUUAUCAAAAAACCAAUUCAUAAUGCACUUCGUAAAAUAUCUGGUUAUGAUGCAAAUUAUGUUAAAGAGCAAUAUUUGAAACAGUUUCAAUGCAUGGCACCAAAUUAUCCAUCUGAAGAAUAUGAAGCUUUAAUGGAUAGAGGUUUUCAAAAUCCUCCGGCAAAAGUGUCUUUGAGAAUCAAUGUAAAUGAAGUGAAAUAUUAUGAAACAGUUGCUACUUCAUGGACUACAUUGUGUGCAAUUGAAGAUUUAUGUUUUAUUUCUAUAAGACAAGAUAAUACAGUGGAAAUAUCACGAAAGAAUGGUAUACCUUCGUAUUUAAAAUUUUCAAAAAACACAUUCUUAAUGUCCUUCGUUUCUGCGCUGGAUGGUUAUUAUCGUUUAGCAGUUAAAUGGACAUUUAACUUGUGUGGUGAAAUUGUUACUCCUUCUUUGGAAAGAUUAUAUAAAUUAAAAUGCCAUGGUCCAGUUGGGCAAGAAUUCUCAUAUGCAAAACUACAAGAGAAACGAGCAAAUAAACCAGGCUGCUACCUUCUCAGGGAAAGUGAAACUGAGUAUGACGUAUAUUAUUUAGAUGGAUACAAUAAAGAAGGAAAGCUAUUUUCUAAAAGAGUAGAAGAAAAAGUUUUAUCAAAUGAUUUUAUCAUUGUCGGUAGUCCUAAUCGCUACAAUUCAUUGGCACAGUGUGUUUUGUCUUUUCAAGAUUCUGAAGGACAGUCAUAUCUUACAGAAUGUUUACCACCUUCAGAGUAUGAUAAAUCACCACUGCUACUUUGUGCUCCUGAAAGUGCAGUUAGCGAAGUUGCAGCAGAUGAAGAAAUUGUUGCUUCAGUUUUAGAAACUGGACCACGUUGUGUACCUCAAAAUCAACUUGAAAUUUAUAAACCUUUCUUAAGAACCACUAGAAGCCAGCAUUAUUCACCGACAGUUCUUCAUAGAGCAAUCUGGAGAUUAACUAAAGGGAAAAAAUUAGAAGUCGCACUUAAAAUUUUGAAACAAGAAGAAGAGACAAAUUAUACAAAAGAAUUUUUAGAACUUGCUGGAAAAUGGUCUCAGCUACGAUCCGGGACUCUUGUGAGGUUAUAUGGUUUAACAGUAACACCAUCGAUUGGAAUGCUUUUGGAAUUGGUACGGCAUGGUACUCUUGAUGAAUAUUUACGUAGUUCUUCUUCUCAAACUGUUAAAACUGUAGAUAUGGUAGAAGCUACAGCUUGUCUAGCUACCGCUCUUUGGCAUCUCGAAGAGAACGGUGUAGUUCAUGGUAACAUUAGAUGCAAUAAACUCCUAGUACAUGCCCAUACUAAUAACAGCUUUGUAGUAAAACUUGCCGAUCCAGGAAUAUUUGUGUAUAAGGAAACAGAUAUUCAUUGGUUACCUCCAGAAACAUACAACAAUCCAGAAUUAGCUAGGUAUAGUUUCCAAGCAGACGUUUGGGCUGUGGGAACGACAAUUUGGCAAAUCUUUGCUAGAGGAGCCACGUUAUUAGAAUUUCAAAAUGCUGCUGUUAUGAAGAAAUAUUAUGAAUCUGGGAAACGUUUGCCUAUUCCAAAUGGCUGUCCUACAGAAGUGUAUAGACUGAUGCUUGACUGUUGGGGAGAUCUAAAUGGCUCUAGAAAACAACCACAAGCAAUUAUGAGAGAUAUUAAUCAAAUUUUGUAUCAAGUAUAUAAUUCUCGCAGAAGUCAUGCUUAUGCAACAGCAUUUCCUAAACUGUUUAGUUCUGAAUUAAAAAAGCAUAGUCAAGAUAAUUCUGAUACCAGUGAUGAUAACAAGUCAAUAAAUAGUGAAUCAAGGGCUAGUAGUCUUCUUACUGACAAUACAAGUCUUCCUUGGAAUGAUACGGAUGAUAGUACACAAAGUUUAAUUAACUUUAACGGUACCAGUGUAGGUAGUACAGAAGACUUGUCUGCAUACUUAAGUUGGUUAUCCAAUACAAGAAGAGAUUCAGAAGGUGGUUCAAUAUCUCAAAAUAAUGUUCCUAAUAUGAAUUGUAUUGAUCACUCUGCUCAAACACUGCGAAUAAGACAUCCCGGUGACUUAGAUGAGAUGAUAGGAAGAAAUGAACAAGGAGUUGAAGAAGACUCCGACUCCAGAGGAAGCAGUAACGAUUCGUUAGGUCAAAUGCGAGGAAUUUAUGAAUUAGAUAUCGAUUGCAAUGUAAUUUUGCAAGGUAGAAUUGGUCAAGGUUUCUACGGGGAGGUUUAUAGGGGAACUCUCGAGAGAGAAAAUGGAAAAGAUACAGAACCUCAACAAGUUGCUAUUAAAAAAUUAAAAACCAAAGCACUCGAAGCAGACAUAAGGGAUUUCGAAAGAGAAAUUGCCAUAAUGAAGACUCUGAAACAUCCGAACGUAGUAGAAAUUUUGGGAGUAAUAUCAGAGCCUGAAGUUUGUUUAGUAAUGGAAUAUGUAAAGCACGGUUCAUUACAAAGUUAUCUAUUAAUUCAUAAACAAGAAUUAUCGCAUAAGAGAUUAUUAGGGUUUGCAUUGGAUAUUGCAACAGGAAUGGAAUAUUUAGGUAGCAUGAGUAUUGUUCAUAGAGAUCUUGCUGCAAGAAAUAUUUUAGUUGCUGACGAAAACAAGGUGAAAAUCAGCGAUUUUGGGCUGGCACAAGUUACUGGAAAAAAUGAUUAUUAUAUUUUACAAACUGAUCGUGGUCUUCCUAUUAAAUGGUAUGCUCCAGAAAGUAUUCGAGAUGGGAAAUUCUCAACUCGAUCAGAUGUAUGGUCUUUUGGUGUAACAAUGUACGAAACAUUUGGUUAUGGAGAAGAACCGCGAUUACCCGGGCUCGAUUCAAGCAUAGAACGUCUUCAAAAUGAGCAAGAAAAAGGAAGUACUGAACUAUUAGCUGCGCUAGAAAGAGGCACUCGUCUUCCUUGCCCAUCUACUUGCCCUCAAGCGAUUUAUAUAAAACUUAUGUAUCCCUGUUGGCAUUUACAAAGUCAUCAAAGGCCAGAUUUUGCAACUCUUUGCAAAGAUAUCAGAGAUUUACUUCUUCAGUACUAGGAAACAAAAAUAGAAACUACGCGUUAUUAGAUCCUUUUGUACUUUAUGAAAAUGUAAAUGAAAGAGAGAGUUCAGUGAUUUUUAAUUGUACAGUUUCAUUGAGUUUUGAUGUAUUGUCUUAAUAAUACAGUUUUAAAUAACUUUGAUUUAUGGACAGAUUAGAUUAACAAUAUAUAGUUUAUUAUAUUUUAACUACUGCUAUUGAGAAUAAUAUUUUUUAAAAGUGAAGAAAUACGUUUUCUUGUUGCAGCUGAAGUAUUAUAUAAUGUAUAAAGUAUUCAAUUAUCAAGUAAAUAAUUGAUGAUUUUAUCAAUAAUUUAAAUAAAAUAAUCGAAGAAUAAAUAAUAAUUGUGGUACUGCAUAGAUAAGUGUUUCAUAAUAAUGAAUUUUUAAUAAUGAAUUCAUUAAUCUUUACAAUUAAUGACUACCAUACACUUUUAAGAUAGUGAAGUUUAUACCACAAUAAACAAUGUACAAACAAAAAUAAGUAUUGAAAUAGAAAGCCUCUGAUAUGUUUGAUUAUAAAUUUUGUACUUGUAUCUAGUCCAUAAGUUUUAUCAAAUUUUUGUUUCGAGUUAGAAAAUGCAUAGUGUGUAUGCAUUGAUGUAUGUAUGUAUAUUUACGUAUUUACUACACUCUGAAGUAUGUGCAAGUGUGUAUUUAUAAUUUUAUUUUACGUUUAUGUAUGUAAUUUCGCAUAAAUUGUAAAUUGUUUUAUGAAGCAACAUAUUUUUGUUGAGUUUGUUUCAUAGACUCUGUAACACUUCUUUAA
Messenger RNA from Megachile rotundata (alfalfa leafcutting bee), 4465 nucleotides. RefSeq names its product tyrosine-protein kinase hopscotch (gene hop). Gene Ontology annotation, cellular component: membrane; cytosol; cytoskeleton. Gene Ontology annotation, molecular function: cytokine receptor binding; non-membrane spanning protein tyrosine kinase activity; ATP binding. Lineage: Eukaryota; Metazoa; Arthropoda; Insecta; Hymenoptera; Megachilidae. Gene Ontology annotation, biological process: intracellular signal transduction; cell differentiation; cytokine-mediated signaling pathway. The record is from RefSeq and is a predicted model, not a curated record.